AUGAAGAAAAUUUGCAAAAAACUGGAUCUGAAGGAACCUGAACUCAUCAAGUCAACUAACUUGAGAAAGUACAUAGCCACUGUCGGCCAGAUUGUGGACAUGAACAAGUUAGAGAUGGGGUGGUUAGCUAACCAUCUUGGCCAUGAUAUUCAUGUACACAAACAAUUUUACAGACUGCCACAAUCGACCAUUCAAAUGGAAGUUGUUGGAAAUCUUAUCGCCGUUGAUGAAGGCCUGGCGCAUCAGUUCAAAGGCAAAAAUCCAAGAAACACCCAGUUAGAAGGUAAAAACAUCGCAAUCCAGUUUUGUAUGAAAAAGGAGUCUUAUCUUUCGUAUAAGAAGCAGGUCUUGCAUGGAUGCAUGCAUGUAUGAGUUAGUUGAGGUAAUUUUAAUGCGAUUGAAUUUAGAUAACAUGAGGAAAAUACAAAAGAAAUGAAUGUUUAAUCAAUGUUUGUAAAUAAAAAUUUGUCAUGAUUUACAUAAACUUCAGCUUUGAUUUUCUCGGCUUAGACAAUGUUUACUUUUUAAAUUAUUUCACCAAUGAACUUGUAAGAUGGGUGGUUUUAUUUUCUACUCGAGUUUGUAUAUCAGAUAAAGAUCGGCUGCUCACACUUUAACUAGUGCUUAAAGCUUCCAGGUGAAUAGUAGUUCCUAUUAACUUCCAGAUGAAGAGCUUUUGUUUGAAACGUUGAAGUUUUCUUAUGUUAUCUUAGUUUAUCCAUUCACACAAAAACUUUAUUGAAGAAUCUACCUACAUUGCAUGGCAGCACAACAUUCAUAAUAUUAGAACAGCAUUCAUUCGUCAAGUGAGUAGACGUAGUAAUACUGUAAAUAUUUAAUCAUUUUGAUGAUAUUUAACCAAUCUUUUGUUAGACUUUGGCCCAGUUGACGAUGAUAUCUAA
Molecule: messenger RNA, 902 nt
Organism: Paramuricea clavata
Lineage: Eukaryota; Metazoa; Cnidaria; Anthozoa; Malacalcyonacea; Plexauridae
Source: the annotation of a GenBank genome assembly